CAGGUCUCGGGCCCUCAGGCGGAGCGGCGGGCGCCGGACCCCCAGGUGGAGCGGCGGGCGCCGGACCCCAGGCGGUGCGACAGUGGGCUCCGAGUCAACUGGCGAUGACCGCUGGCACUAGGUCAGACAUUGGAUCGUCUGGCUGGACAGCGGGCAUCGGGUCACCCAGGCAUCAGGUCAUUUGGCUCGACAGCGGGCACCGUGUCAUCUGGCAAGGCAGUGGGCUCCGAGUCAACUGGUAUGACCGCGGGCACUGGGUCAGACAUUGGAUCGUCUGACCGGACAGCGGGCAUCGGGUCACAGGCAUCAGGUCAUUUGGCUCAACCGCGGGGCACCGCGUCAUCUGGCAAGGCAGUGGGCUCCGAGUCAACUGGUAUGACCGCGGGCACUG
Staurois parvus is the source of this 391-nucleotide messenger RNA. The record is from the annotation of a GenBank genome assembly. Lineage: Eukaryota; Metazoa; Chordata; Amphibia; Anura; Ranidae.